ACAAACUUCGCGCUUUGAGUUUGAGUUCAAGGGGGGAUUUGAAGAUGGAAAACUUCAUCCUGUAUGAGGAAAUUGGAACAGGACGCAAGUCAGUGGUUUAUAAGGGGAGGAGGAAAGGGAGCAUCAAUUUUGUUGCAAUUAUUUGCAGUGACAAGUCAAAAAGACAUGAAAUUACUAACCACGUACGGCUAACUCAUGACAUUAAACAUGAGAAUGUGGUAACCUUCUAUGAGUGGUAUGAAACCAGCAACCAUCUUUGGCUUGUAGUGGAACUGUGCACAGGGGGUUCACUGGAGUCAGUCAUCACCCAGGAUGAGUGCCUGUCAGAAGAUGUAGUGAGGGAAUUUGCCAUCGAUCUGGUCAAAGGCUUGAGAUACAUCCAUGAUGCCGGUAUCGUGUUCUCUGACCUCACUCCCUCCAAGAUCUUGUUGGAUGGCCCUGGCACUUUGAAGUACUCUAACUUCUGCCUGUCUAAAGCUGAGGGGGAGAAUCUGGAGGAGUUUUUUGCUUUAGUCACAGCAGAGGAAACCGGUGGAGGGGAUGGCAAAGAAAACACAUCAAGAAGAAAUAUCAAGAGCAGAAUCCAAGGGUCUCCAAUAUACUGUGCACCAGAGGUGGUCAAAGGGGGGGACCACAGUAUCAGUAGUGAUCUGUGGGCCCUGGGCUGUAUAUUCUAUGAGAUGUUUUCAGGAAAACCACCAUUCUUCUCCGAGACGUUUUCUGAGUUGAUUGAGCUGAUAUUACUUCAGGAUCCUCAAUCUCCAAGGCAAACGGGGGCUUCUUCCUGCAAGCCUACUCAAGACUUCCAAAGCCUGCUUAAAGGUUUGCUUCAGAAAGACCCUCAGAAGAGGAUAAACUGGACUCAGUUACUGGUCCACCCAUUCUGGAGAGGAGUGUUCUCUGAGGUCCACACCAGCGAGGAGGAGGAAGAAAAAGAAGAUGUCUCAUUCAGCUCCAGUGUGGGGAGGAGUGGUGUCUGUGCCUCUAGCCAGUCAUCAGCAGUGACACCUGUCUCAGUGACCUCCCAGGGACCAGGAGGGGGAUACAGAGGGGUACAGGGAGGGGCCGCAGGGGCAGAGGAGCCCGUCCGCAUGCACCCCAACAAAUCAUUCCGAUUAGACAACAUGACAGAGUUUAGACCAAAGAGUGCACUGGACAAAGAUACCAGGGAGUCCAUAUUCCUCCUCAGCUCUCGUCCAACUCCAAGAAUGAGUUGCACUGCAAGAGAUCCACCCAACAGGACACCAUUACCUCAAGACAGUGUGGUGGCCAGUGGUCUGAAUGACAUCAGUUACUGUAUAAAGGACCUGGUGUACACUGACUCUGACCUGGCAGUCACACCUAUUAUGGACAACCCAAAGAUUCUGAAGACCGCUCCAGUGCGAUAUGACCUGAAGACUUUGUGUGUCCGAGCAUACUCAGUGGAGAAGCUGUCCUGUCUGAGCUCUGAGGACUGGGGGGUGUUUCUGCAGCAGCUGUGCUCUUCUCUGGAGUCCCAGGCUGAUAAGACCACGGCGGCGGUCCGCUCCAAACUCAACCUCCUCUGCUAUCUGUGUACCAUAGCUGCCCACAAGGACACAGCUACCAGGCUCAUCAACUCCGAGCUGUUCCCUGUGUUGACCCAGCAGCUGCGUCUAGCACCUAACUGGGAUGUGAAGUUUAAGGUGAUGCGGGUGCUGGGGCUGCUGGCAUCCCACUGCACUGAGCUCAGAGAGGAGACCCCCGUCACUGAG
Molecule: messenger RNA, 1733 nt
Organism: Oncorhynchus kisutch (coho salmon)
Lineage: Eukaryota; Metazoa; Chordata; Actinopteri; Salmoniformes; Salmonidae
Product: serine/threonine-protein kinase ULK4
Exons: 17
Biological process (GO): protein phosphorylation
Molecular function (GO): protein kinase activity; ATP binding
Source: RefSeq, a predicted model, not a curated record